AUGGCGACGAUGGUAAUGCCGCCUAUGCCGGCGACGCUCUUCCGCAAGGUGCGACCGCUCGAAGACUCAACACAGCGCAACCAGCUCUGCGCCAAGCGACCGAUCCGACCAAGCCAGGUCCUCACAGUCAAGACGCCUUCCGCGAGAGCCUCGACGUUCCCAGCAGCACCUGCCACCACCGCCGCCGCCGUACCCGAGCCCCGCCACUACCCCAAGCUUCACCUGGGCAUGUUCGAGAUCGGCAAGCCCCUCGGCAAGGGCAAGUUCGGGCGGGUGUACCUCGUGCGGCACCGGACGUCCGGCUACGUGUGCGCCCUCAAGGUGCUCAACAAGGAGGAGAUCACCGCCGAGGGCGCCGAGGCGCACGUGCGGCGCGAGAUCGAGGUGCACAGCCGCCUGCGGCACCCCUCCGUCAUCGGCUUCCACGGCUGGUUCCACGACUCUCGGCGCGUCUUCAUCGUGCAGGAGUUCGCCGCCGGCGGCGAGCUCUUCAAGUCGCUGCGGCGCGUCGGCCGCUUCUCCCAGCGCCGCUCCGCCCGGUACGCCGCGCAGGUCGCGCAGGCGCUCGCCUACCUGCACGCGCGGCACGUCAUGCACCGCGACCUGAAGCCGGAGAACGUGCUGGUCGGGCUGCGUGGGGAGCUGAAGCUGGCGGACUUUGGGUACAGCGUGCACGCGCCGGGGAACCGCCGCGAGACGCUGUGCGGCACGCUGGACUACCUGCCGCCGGAGAUGCUGAGCCAGCGGAGGGUCUCGUACUCGCGCGCGGUGGACCAGUGGACACUGGGUGUGCUGACGUACGAGUUUUUGACGGGCGAGGCGCCGUUUGAUGAUCAACCGCACAUGACGAAGAAGAGGAUCGUUGCGGGGGACAUGAAGCCCCUGCCGGCGUCGAUAGGUCCGGAGGCGCGGGACUUUGUCCAUUCGGUGAGUCCCGGCACUGUGGUUUGA
Cordyceps fumosorosea ARSEF 2679 is the source of this 951-nucleotide messenger RNA. RefSeq names its product Protein kinase-like domain protein. Gene Ontology annotation, cellular component: spindle midzone; spindle microtubule; spindle pole centrosome. NCBI's taxonomy places the organism in Eukaryota, Fungi, Ascomycota, Sordariomycetes, Hypocreales, Cordycipitaceae. Gene Ontology annotation, molecular function: protein kinase activity; ATP binding. The record is from RefSeq and is a predicted model, not a curated record. Bases 1 to 951 code for a protein of 316 amino acids. Gene Ontology annotation, biological process: regulation of cytokinesis; protein phosphorylation; mitotic spindle organization. The transcript has a single exon.